Molecule: messenger RNA, 454 nt
Organism: Drosophila serrata
Lineage: Eukaryota; Metazoa; Arthropoda; Insecta; Diptera; Drosophilidae
Product: NADH dehydrogenase [ubiquinone] 1 beta subcomplex subunit 2, mitochondrial-like
Biological process (GO): mitochondrial respiratory chain complex I assembly
Cellular component (GO): respiratory chain complex I; mitochondrial inner membrane
Source: RefSeq, a predicted model, not a curated record
ACGCUUUAAUACCCUCAAAUCGACUAGUGCAUUAUUUGUAUCUUUAAAUCUUUCAAUUGCUCAACUUGCAGUCAUGAGCAUUGCUCAUAAAAUUGUUUCUUUAAAGACAUCGAUCGGUUUUAUUAACCGUAGGAUCGUUGGAAAUAAAAUACUUACAAGAAACAGCCAUGUAGUUUCUUAUCGUAACGCCCCACCACCACAUUCAAAAGCAACAAGGAUUGGAGCUGUAGCUGUUGGCGCAACAAUGUGGUGGUGGGUUCUUUGGCACUUGUGGCACGAACCCGACCAUAUAACGGGAGAGUUUGACUAUCCAAAUCCAAAAGUAUGGAGCAAUUCAGAGUUGGGUAUACCAAAGGAUGAUUUAUAAAGUUAGCUUUCUUAAAGGAGGUUAGCCAAUGUUGAUUUAAAAUAUUCAAUAAAUUAAGCUAUUUAGCCUCAUAAAUUCUUAUAUCAA